AUGCCACCCAAGCAAUCGAAUAUACAUCAUGUAACAUUCCAUUUCAACAAAUCAGCCGUACUGCUAUCCGUAGCUUCUAGUACCUCGAUAUCAUCGUUAAAAACCCAAUUGUUACCCGCGCUCAAACCAUUAUCUUCGACACUAUCCUCACUUCCUACUUCAGCGUCAGAUAUCCAAUUGUGGGAAACCAAAUCACUGGUGGAAGGCGAUGAAUCUUCUUCCCCGGAUGGAGUAAGGAAUCUGGAAGGAGAUGGAAUAGGCUCAAAGACUAUCGCUCAAUUGAGUUGGGGAAGAUGGAAGACUCUGUUUGUUAGCUUCAGAAACACCGAUGGAACAUUCUCAGAACCAGUGUAUACUAUACCCGACGUAGAAGAUGAAGAACCAGAUGAACCAGAGUCAUAG
Kwoniella shivajii is the source of this 402-nucleotide messenger RNA. RefSeq lists its product as uncharacterized. The coding region runs from base 1 to 402 and encodes 133 amino acids. The record is from RefSeq and is a predicted model, not a curated record. The transcript has 4 exons. Lineage: Eukaryota; Fungi; Basidiomycota; Tremellomycetes; Tremellales; Cryptococcaceae.